This is a messenger RNA of Alternaria alternata, 893 nucleotides long. RefSeq lists its product as hypothetical. The record is from RefSeq and is a predicted model, not a curated record. The transcript has a single exon. The coding region runs from base 107 to 613 and encodes 168 amino acids. Lineage: Eukaryota; Fungi; Ascomycota; Dothideomycetes; Pleosporales; Pleosporaceae.
AGACCCCGUUGCGACGGCUUGAGACACAUGUGGUGUUGAACUUGAUGCGCUCCCGGAGGCCAGAUGCCGGUCCUAUCAGUGAUGGAACGAUAUUCGUGUGCACCGCAUGGUUAUAGUAGGGAUAAGUGUGUCUGGCCCGUUAUCUUCUCAUAUUCGGAGAGGGCUUUCAGUCGUCUUGCAGCAAGGGCUGGUCCCGAUAUAUGGCUUGCCUCUUAACCAAAUCAGUAGUGUAAAAAGAGAAUUUCCUGAUUCUUUUGCGCUCUACCUUCCUCUUCAGCAAAAAAACGGGCGUCAGAUGGUGGACAGGCCUUGCAGUUUGCCUCUGCCAUCCCGCUUCUCCGCAUUUCGUCUAUCACAUCCUAUUUAUGGUGGCGAGGACGAGCUUCCGUUAUGGUUCGAAAGGGGGAUAGUGAGGGCGUCGUUGCCCCUGCAUAGCUGGGAUCAAACGGGUGUAGUUUGGUCAAUUGGUCCGAAUUGCAUAUCAAAUUCACGCUUGGCCAUACAUGUGCCGGGAUGCGCAGCCCCACCUCGAACGGGUGCUGUGAAACAUUCAGUGCUCAUCCUUCAUGUCUCGAGGCCGAGGAUGCGUGGACUUGUCGGGCAGUUCGGAUAGCAAGAGCUUGACGCGUGGGCAGGCGGGCAGGCGGGCAGGUGGUGCCAGUAACGGCACAUGCAGCGGAAGUAGCAUGGCUGCGAUUUGAUUGCUAGCCGCGCUGUCCGAUGGUUGGUUGCGGGAACGCAUCUGUUAGUGGAGAGGGGUCGGCUGGCGGCAUGUAGCCAAGACGCACUGGGAGAAAGAUGGACAAGAAGAGCGAAGAAGAUGCAUAUCGCGUGCAGCCGCCUCAAUGGCGAGGGGUCUUGUAGCGCGUAAGGGUCGAUGACUUGAGCACUUC